CUUAGGAGUUGACCACUCGCGUCUCAAAUCGGGGCUCCACCUCCGACGGGGCCAAGCCUAGGUGGUCCCGCUUUUUUUCUAGGAAAUUUUGCAUCCAGCUCCAUCAAGCUCCUCGACUUCGACAAGGCCGCGCAUCGCACCCAUUGUGUGUUAAGGGCCCUACUACAGAUCUUCAGCAUCUGAAUUACAACCGAAGCCAAGAAGAACAACCCCGAUUCGAACGCACAACCGGCCAUAAUGGGUUUCGAUCGUGGUGGAAGAGGCGGCGGCAGAGGAGGCAACUUCCGCGGCGGUGGCGAUCGCGGCGGUCGCGGCGGAGCGAGAGGUGGACGUGGUGGUGGUCCUGGCGGUCGUGGUGGCCCUGCUGGUCGCGGGCGCGGCGGCCCUCCUGGUCGUGGCCGGGGAGCACCGCGUGGCGGCCGCGGUGGUGCUAGGGGUGGUGCUAAGGGAGCGAAGGGCGGCAAGAAGGUUGUCGUCGAGCCUCAUCGUCACAAGGGCGUCUUCGUCGCACGUGGCGGUAAGGAGGACCUCUUAGCCACGGCCAACCUGGUCCCUGGGGAGUCCGUGUACGGAGAGAAGAGGAUCUCCGUGGAGAACGCUGUCAAGGAAGAGGAUACUGUCGCUACGAAAACGGAGUACCGCAUUUGGAAUCCUUUCCGGAGUAAGCUUGCUGCCGGUAUCCUGGGUGGUCUGGAGACUAUCUACAUGAAACCUGGUUCCAAGGUCCUCUACCUCGGUGCUGCCUCGGGUACAUCAGUGUCUCACGUUGCCGACAUUGUCGGGCCAACUGGUGCUGUCUACGCCGUCGAGUUCUCGCACCGUUCAGGCCGUGAUCUCAUCAACAUGGCGACUCGUCGUACCAAUGUUAUCCCGAUUGUUGAGGACGCUCGCAAGCCGAUGGCUUAUCGGAUGCUUCUUCCCAUGGUUGAUGUGAUCUUUGCCGACGUUGCCCAACCCGAUCAGGCCAGAAUUGUCGGUAUCAACGCCAGACUGUUCCUGAAGCAGGGUGGUGGCCUUUUGAUCUCCAUCAAGGCGAGCUGCAUUGACAGCACAGCGCCACCCGAGCAAGUGUUUGCCAGCGAAGUUCAGAAGUUGCGGGAAGAUAAGUUCUUCCCCAAGGAGCAGCUUACCUUGGAGCCAUACGAGCGUGACCACGCCAUGGUAUCGUGUGUAUACCUACAGAAGGAGUUCGAGGGUUGAGACCACGGUUCGAUCUUGGUGUCGGCCCUGACACUCAUCUGGGCGUUCUCACGUUGGUUGGUGUUUAACAGGAUGGUUGGCUUGUUUUGAGUCUGGGCGGCGAAUGGCGUU
This is a messenger RNA of Chaetomium strumarium, 1311 nucleotides long. Its product is annotated as Fibrillarin-domain-containing protein. Gene Ontology annotation, molecular function: rRNA methyltransferase activity; histone H2AQ104 methyltransferase activity; RNA binding. The transcript has 10 exons. Gene Ontology annotation, cellular component: box C/D methylation guide snoRNP complex; small-subunit processome; nucleolus. Gene Ontology annotation, biological process: rRNA methylation; box C/D sno(s)RNA 3'-end processing. The coding region runs from base 238 to 1200 and encodes 320 amino acids. Lineage: Eukaryota; Fungi; Ascomycota; Sordariomycetes; Sordariales; Chaetomiaceae. The record is from RefSeq and is a predicted model, not a curated record.